ACAGAGGAGGAACCUGGACCUUUAAGAGGAGAUUUUGAAAAAAGUACCACCAAAGUGAGCCGGACGUUCAGCUACUUGAAGAGCAAAAUGUACAAGAAAGCCAGAGAAAAAGAAAAGGAAAAGAAUCGGGAGAAAGACCGAGAGGCCAAAGAGAGAGAGAAGAAAUCAGUGAAUGGACACGUGUUCAGCACGUCAAGCUCGCUGCAUCUAGCUUUGUGCCAGCAAUGCAACAAAACCCUCAACACUAAAGAUACUGUCAACUGCACAAAUUGCAAUGUGAGAGUUCACAAGAGUUGUAGAGAAAACGUCCCGGUUUGUCCCAAAAGCAGAAUGAAGUUUGCUAUACCAGAGUCCACCACUAUGCCUGUCGUCACUCUACGAACAAAAUCAUCCACACUGCGGGAACGGCCCUGGUCUGCUAUCUUUUCUCCAGAGGAACAUUCUGUGAUUGUCCCGUCCAGACGACCCACCAGUAUUAUGCCCUUCCACAGCAGCAACCUCUCGAAAAGCAUGUCCAUCAACAAUAUUGCAAUGUUUGACGAUACGCCUCUGAGAAGCAGGCGGUAUCUGUCUCAAUCCACAGACUCCCUCCACAAACCCAACAAGGUUACAGCGUCCAAUGAGUCUCUAGAUGAAGGAACGGAGAUGGUUGACAGCCGGCUGAUGGGAGACUUUGAAACAGAUGUUAAGGAACUGGAGGCUGACUCCUGGAGCCUUACUGUAGAUAAGAAAUAUCUGAAGCAACUCAAGAAGGACGUCAUCAAGAGACAAGACAUCAUCUAUGAGCUGAUCCAGACGGAGAUGCAUCACCUGCGGACGUUACGGAUCAUGUCUGAUGUGUACAGUAAAGGCCUGCUGACAGAUCUCCAGCUGGAGGGCCAGAUGGUGGAGAAGAUGUUUCCCAUGCUGGAAGAUCUCCUGGAGCUCCAUUCGUUCUUCUUCAGCGCUCUGCAAGAGAGGAAGAAGGAAGGCAAGCUGGAAGGGACGGAUGGAUUCAUAAUCAACAGGAUAGGAGAUGUGCUGUUCAGCCUGUUCUCAGACUCCAAUGCAGAAAACAUGAAGAAAAUCUAUGGCAGAUUUUGCAGUCGACACAGUGAAGCAGUGAACUUCUACAAGGAGCUGCACGCCAGGGACAAACACUUCCAGGCAUUCAUCAGGAAAAAAAUGAGCAGCAGUGUUGUCCGGCGUCUGGGCAUCCCAGAGUGCAUAUUACUGGUGACUCAGCGCAUAACAAAGUACCCGGUGCUUUUACAGAGAAUCCUGCAGCACACCAAAGAGACCGAGAAGGAUUUUGAGGACUUGACGCAGGCGCUACAGCUGGUGAAAGAUAUCAUUGCUUCAGUGGAUAAUAAAGUGAACGAGCAUGAGAAGAAGAAAAGGUUGAAAGAGAUCUACGGCCGUACGGACAGCAAGUCCAUCACGCGCAUGAAGAGUGGCCAGAUGUUCGCCCGAGAGGAUCUGCUGCGCAGUCGCAGGCUUCUCCAUGAUGGUCCUCUGCAGCUGAAGAACGCUGCUGGGCGACUGAAGGAUGUCCACGCACUUCUUCUUUCUGAUGUCUUUUUGUUCUUCCAAGAAAAAGACCAGAAAUAUGUUUUUGCAUCUUUGGACCAGCGAGCCACCGUUAUUUCCCUGCAGAAGCUGAUCGUGCGAGAGGUGGCCCACGAGGAGCGCGGCCUCUUCCUCAUCACCGCCGGCAUCGCAAACCCCGAGAUGGUGGAGGUUCACGCCAGUUCCCGAGAGGAGCGCAACACCUGGAUGCAGCUCAUUCAGGAUGCCAUGCACUCAGUAGAAAAGGAUGAUGAUGAGGGGAUCCCAAGUGAAACAGAGGAAGACAGGAAGCUACUUGAAACAAAAACUAAAGAAAUGAGAGACAUGCUCCAGAGGAAAGAUGAACAGAUCGUAUCACUCCUUCUGGAGAAGAUGAAGCUUUUCCGUGAAAUGUGCGGUUCGUCCGACGACACGGCUUCGGCGGUCAAAAUGCUCUUCAGGACCAACAACGAGGACAUCCUCAAGGGGGAACCCAUCAUGAUGGACGCUCUCAGAGAGGUGGAGAUGUUGCAGGCGCUGGUGAACAGCAGUCUGGGAGGGGCGGUGGGACAGCAGGUGGCCUGCGCUCCGGGGAACAUGGGACCCGUGUGUCUGCCACGCAGAGCCGAGACCUUCGGAGGGUUUGACAGCCACCAGAUGAACAUCUGCAAACAUGGUGACAAAGAGGAAGCUGAAGAUCUUCGGAGGACAGAAUCUGACAGUGUACUGAAGAAGGGAGGAAACGCCAACCUACCGCUCCUGCUGAAGACAAACAGCGAGCAGAUCCUGACUAGUGUCACUCACCUUCAUGACCUCCUCAGCUCACUUCAGGCCGUAGUGCUGCAGCAGGACACUUUUAUCGAGGACCAGCGUCAGGCCCUGAGCGAGCGCACCCCGUCCCGCUCCUCCUCUCGUCCCCCCUCGCUGGUGGAGCAGGAGAAACAGCGUAGCUUGGAGCGGCACCGACAGGAGGCCGCCGCUCUACAGCGCCAGCAGGCCGCCCACGCCGAAGAGAAGCGGCGCAAGGAAAAAGAGUGGGAUGUGAAGGAGCAGGAGCUGACGGACCGCGAGGUGCUGCUGCACGUGAAGGAGGAGGAGAUGCGCAGGAGGAACAAAGAGCUGGAGGAGGCGCAGCAGGGGCUGCAGGGAAGGAAGGAGGACUAUCAGAGGGAUCUAGAGAGACUGAGGGAUGCUCAGAGGAGGCUGGAGAGGGAGAGGGAGCAGCUGCAGAGGGAGGCGGAGAGAGUGGAGCACCUCCGUGAGGUGGAGGCUCGGCUUCAGCGCACACCCUCCAGCACAUCAGAGGACUCCCUGAAGCUCCAGAGCAGCAGCUCCAUCGAGCGAGAGAUCUUGGAGGGCGAGUUAUCGUCCAGCCCCAGGAAGAACUCUCUGUCCAGGAUGGACUCCAAACAGAAGGGCCGCAGCCUCUUCUCCCUGGGCGGCAAAACUCAGAGCUUAGAAGGACAACACCAGAUCCCCACACGACUGCUUCAGCUGGCUUCAUCCAAGGAGAAGAAGGACAAAAAGAAGAAGAAGAGCAAGAGCCAGCCUCCUCAGGAUGCAGCAUCACAUCUGCUGCCCCUGACAGAGCCUUCAAUGGACGGGGAGAUCUUCUUCUGCUGAUUUACCCAUCAUCCCUUCUGUCCACAUCAUUCCCGUUCAUGGACUCUCUAUCAAAUCAUGUAGGAAGUCACCCAAAGUGCCCUCUUCACAUUUUGGCAAUCGUUCUACAAUAUAAUAAAUCUCACAGACACAGAACAUGUCCAGGUUGCAUUACACCCCAAAAUCAAAAGAAAAAUGAAAAAUAAUAUUUUGCCUAACCCAAAUCAAUACUAUUCUAGAAUUGUUUUUAUUUUUUGUGACAUUAUUUUAAUAACAAUUUAGCCCCCAAAUUUUCAUUACCGUAAUGUAUAAAUAGUAGUAAUAUAUUAUUUCAAUUGUAAAGUAUUUAUAUACUACGGUAAAUGUUUUUCUGCUUUUAAAUAGUGUUUUAUUACAGUAGUUUUUGCUGUAAUAAAGUUUUCUCCAUCACAGUAAUGAGAAUAACCAUUGGGAAUAAUAAUUAGUGAUUAUUAUAAAAAUAAAAAAAACCUCGUGUUGCAUAAUGGUAAUGUGAAUAUAUAUAUAUAUAUAUAUAUAUAUAUAUAUAUACCCAUUACCAUUAUGCAUCACGAUUUGUUUCCCCAGACAACAUAUCGCUACAAAAUAAAAUCUUAUAUUUGCACUUGCUUUCAAAUGUUUAUCAGACAAAUCCCAUCUUUGAAUACUUGUUAAAAUGUGCAUUGUAUAUAAAUUUCAAUUACUGCACUCAUUUACAAAUGAACUGUGCCACCAAAAACGUUCAAAAUACAAAACUGGGGAUUGUUGCUCCCCCUAUUGGCCAACUUUUUUAGGCUGAAAAAUCAUUUCGGCUUAUUGCGCACAAGAAUGACUAUUUACAAUUUAAUCACGGUUUUAACAUUUAAACGGAUUCGGGGCAAGAGGUGGUUUUCCGUUUCCCCCAUGUUUUCUACUUUAGCUUCUCGAAGGAGUCCCGUCUUUGAAAUGCCACCGAGCACUUUAACACCAUUCACACGUUACCCUUGCCCCUAUAAUGACAAUCAAUUUUUCAUUAGCAUUCCAAAGAUAAAGCCCUAAGGACAGUUUUUGGGGGCCAUUGUAUAACAUACCAUGGCAUUUCAUGCUAGUUUGAGAUUCUCUAAUCCUGCGUUGAAUUCUUCAUGACUUUAGCAGGACGGAUGAGCUGUAAAUACUGUAUGAACUGUAGACACCUGAGGGAUAUUUAAAGCAACCUGCUGGACAGGUAAAAGAGAUUAACAUCCACGCAGGAUAGUGUACCUCACCUAUACAUCCACCCUUAUGGAUCAAAAGCACCAUAUCAUAUCUAAAUAUCAAUAAUAAUACAAUUAACACCGUUUUUGCACUCAAAGUUGUCCACCUAUUUCAUCACGCGUGAAUAUUCACCUUGCAAUCCUACAGGAUUUUGUUCAGCUAGACAUUCUGUUGGCUUGAUUUUGAGUUAUUUAUUGUUCAAUGAGAAUUUUAAUUGUAAUUUUUUUAAGCAGUACAUGCUCUUAAAGUCUCAUUUGUGCAGGUUUGCGUUGCAGCUUUCACCUGCGCUGACUUGAUUCCGCCAUGAGGGAGCAGUAGAGAAGCGUUUUAUAAUUGAAGGCUCCUCUGUGGUUUUACAUAACCUCUCAGUGAUGAUGUCAGAGGAGACACAGUGAUGCAGUGCAGGAAUUAUUAUUUCUUCACAUGCACAAAGGGAAUCAUUGGUUCGUCAUUUAAGGAAAACGGUGCCUAUGGCCUUACAGAACUGUCAGCGACACAUGUCCUCAGGAACAAACAAGGAAAACUCAAUCCAGGCGGUAUACGCAUUGUUGCCGUCUCUCAUGCGUAAAUGUAAACUUAAGUUGCUUAGCCUUAAAGAAAUGAUGGUGUGCACUAAAAUAUAACCCAGCAUUUUCUCAGGAGUAUAGGUUAGUUUUAUCAUCUUUGUUUUGAAAGCAAGGUUUCAUUUGUACAUUGAGGUACAUACAUUUUCUUGCUUAAAAAAGGAAGAAUUAAUAUUAUGUAAAUAUUUUGUGUAACAUGUUUAAAUGUAAAAUUCUGAAAAUGUUUAAUUUGUGAUUAAUUUUGUAAAAUGUGUUUUGUGAGACGUAAGGCUUUAUUUAUCAGUGAUCCCCUUGUGUAAGAAGACGAUAUUUCCUCACAUUAAAAGCUG
Molecule: messenger RNA, 5251 nt
Organism: Sinocyclocheilus anshuiensis
Lineage: Eukaryota; Metazoa; Chordata; Actinopteri; Cypriniformes; Cyprinidae
Product: A-kinase anchor protein 13-like
Exons: 22
Coding region: 88-3150 (1020 amino acids)
Biological process (GO): regulation of Rho protein signal transduction; positive regulation of canonical NF-kappaB signal transduction; adrenergic receptor signaling pathway
Cellular component (GO): actin cytoskeleton; membrane
Molecular function (GO): MAP kinase scaffold activity; guanyl-nucleotide exchange factor activity
Source: RefSeq, a predicted model, not a curated record